Messenger RNA from Monomorium pharaonis (pharaoh ant), 11855 nucleotides. RefSeq names its product protein furry (gene fry). The record is from RefSeq and is a predicted model, not a curated record. Gene Ontology annotation, cellular component: cell cortex; site of polarized growth. The transcript is spliced from 45 exons. The coding region runs from base 1822 to 11607 and encodes 3261 amino acids. NCBI's taxonomy places the organism in Eukaryota, Metazoa, Arthropoda, Insecta, Hymenoptera, Formicidae. Gene Ontology annotation, biological process: neuron projection development; cell morphogenesis.
GUCAUGAUCGCGAGCUCGAGGUUCAACGCGGAGGAGUCUCGCUGGACGCUGACAUGUGACAGUGACGUAACGUCGACGGACGAGGAAAGAGGGACAAGAAAAAAAAAUCGACUACGUUGUCAUCGUGAACUUUGACACCGGGAACGACACGCAUUCGCUUUGCUUCUUUUUGAAACGAUCUAUAGACGCGCGCACAAUACCGCCGUGAUUUAUCGUUGUCGCGCCUCGCUCAAAAUAUUUUUUGUAGCUACAUUACGUAAGCCACAGAAAUCGAAUUGAUAAAAUUAACUACGCAGCAGAAGCGAACGAAUCCGCUAGAUCUUAAUUAAUUAUAAUAGUCUCAAAUUAAUAGCCAUUUGAUUGAUUAUAAAAAAUAUAUAAUUUUUAAAAAUUUCAUUUAUUUUGACAGAACGAUUAUCGUUAUCAUCGCGCGAGUAUCAAGAUCACAUGGACGUUGUGAAUUUAAGAGAGCGCAUUUAGAAAAAUUAGUUUGCGAUCAGACAUGCGGUUGCGAUUGGUUGUUGGCUGUCCCUGAUAAUCGGAAUGUAUAUGCGUGCGGUAUCUAAAUAUGCAAAUGCAACGAUUCUUUAUGUAAUGUCGAGAUAUUUCGUGCACCAGUCACGGACACGGAGGACUCUGCAGGCGUGUUGCAGUCGAUUAUAGCGCCGACACAUAGGAUAUAUGUUUAUUCAUUUUUGUAUACGUAAAAAGAUAUCCAAGCAGAACAAAAGUCAUUGUAAUAUCAAAAUGACUCAUGAUAUAAAAAUGAAAACCAAGAUAAUUCCAAAAUGAUUAUCCAAAAUCAUUUUUUGAUCAAUUAUAAUUUAUUUUUACGUUACUGUGAUUCCUCAGUAAACACCAAGUAAAAAUAUUGAUGUUACUAUUGGUUGUCGUUCUACUUGGAUACAACUAAGAAAGACUACGUUUUGCGGAAAACAGUCGUUAUUUGAACUUAUAUUCGCGUGCAUUUAACAUAAAAAUAAUCCGCACUAUAUAAGCGUGUGUGACGUGCCAGCGUUCAGUACCGUUUUUAGCGCACAUCUGCACUCUUUGCUGGACUUGUUACUCGAGACAUUCAACAAUUUUACAUGUUUUGAUAGAAUAAAUUUUACGACUAUAUAAAAGUGAUUAUUAUAUAUCCUUUAUCAGUGAUAUACAUGUGAGAUCUCUGCAUCAUAAUAUAACGUUAGCGGGACGAUUUUCAAGUGACACAUAUAUCCAUAAAUCGCAGGUUACACGUUCGUCGUAAUACGAUUGCGUUUCAACGGCAAGAAUUUUCUCAGGAAAAGCCGCAUCCCAUUUUCCAGACGAUUCCGUCAAUUUAUAUUUAAUUUAGCGGCUCUGCACGUCAUUCGAUUUUCCCACCCGCGCUGUUCAAAUCGUCAGGGCGCGAGAAGCUCCGUUGGUACACAGGCGCUAGAACGCGAAUUCAACGCUAUCUAGUGGUAGCGCGCUAAUAGACGAACGAUCAGCGAACGAUAGAACAAAGAAAAACACGAAAAAAAGAGAUAGAAGUGUAAACUCCGUGGCAGGCUGGACGAAAGGAGCGUGAGAGAGGUGGCGUUGAUACGGAGAGAUAUUACGCGCCGGAGAUCGAGCCGGAAUAUCCAGGAAUCCAGGUGAUGCCAAUGUGUUGAGGCGCGUCCUCCACGACGGCGUGUCCCGUCUUCAUCGGUGGUCGGCGGCGAGCCACGUUCGGAGCGAUCGGCUGACAGUGCGUGGCCGUCCCUCCUCGAUUCUCCCGUUCGUCGCUGCUAAUAAUCCGCGCCGGAGUAAUGUACCCCCAGAUGUAGCUGCAUCAUAAUGAUAUCCAGGAUAUAAAUGUUGCCUAAAGAGGAGACAAAAGUCAGCAACAUGACUGAAGUUUGGAUUUCUGUCGUAGGCACAGAGACUCAACCAAAUGCAGGAAACGAGCCCCAGACUGAAGCCUUAGAACCAAGAGCAACACAUAAUGAUGGAUUGCACGAGGGAGUAGUGGAAUUGACAUCUCAGGCUGCUCUUGAACCUAUGCAAGAGCUCCUUACAGUCCAUGGAGCUACGCAGGGAGAAAGCAGUGAUGCUGUCAGUAUUUAUACUGCCAGUACCUCGGUGUCCGGUAAUGAGUCGAGUUCAAGUAGAGUCAGCGCGAUAACUGUGGUGUUGCCUUGGGGUGCUCAAAAAGAGACAGUAAAGCCACAACAGAUAGGAGAUAUGGAUCUAAGACCAGGAGAGUACGUAAUGCGCAUUCUCUUUGCGGAAUUCACCUCGCAGGCAGAGAAAAAAAUGGAGGCUGUUAUGACGGAACACGAAAAACAACUAUCAAAAGUAUUGCAAAGAGGAGAAGAUCUACAAUUUGAUCAAUUGUUGUCUGCUUUCGGUUCCGUCGCUGAACAUUGCUUACCAUCAAUAUUGAAAGCCCUUUUUAAUUGGUACGAACGUCAGCUUAUUGACCAAGGUGGUGAUCAAAAAAAGCCUGCGCCUGGAAAGGAAGACCAAAAAGGAAAAAGUAUUAUGUAUACAAUAGUAUCAGGAAGCGUAGAAACGGUAGAAAGAAGCGAAGCAGAUCUCUUGCAAGAACGUAGAGAUCUUGCUGUUGAAUUUAUAUUUUGUUUAAUGCUGAUAGAGGUUUUACGUCAAUUACCAUUUCAUCCUGGACACGAGGACUUAGUGACAUAUAUAGAAAAUAUUGCUUUUAAACAUUUUAAAUAUAGAGAAGGCAUACAAAACGAACCAAAUGCAGCUAAUAUUCACAUUAUUGCUGAUCUUUAUGCCGAAGUGAUAGGGGUUUUGGCGCAGUCUAGAUUUAUGUCAGUGAGAAAACGAUUUAUGGUAGAACUAAAAGAUUUGCGAGCUAAAGAGCCAGGUCCUCAUACUACACAGAGUAUUAUUUCUUUGUUAAUGGGAAUGAAGUUUUUCCGGGUUAAAAUGGUACCAAUAGAAGAAUUUGAAGCAUCGUUUCAAUUUAUGCAGGAAUGUGCUCAAUAUUUUUUGGAAGUGAAAGAUAAAGAUGUUAAGCAUGCCUUAGCUGGUCUUUUUGUUGAAAUACUCGUCCCCGUUGCCGCUGCUGUGAAAAACGAAGUAAAUGUACCGUGUCUGAAAAAUUUUGUGGAAAUGCUGUAUUCAACAACGCUGGAUAUGUGUACAAAGUCUAAGCAUAGACUGGCGCUUUUUCCAUUAGUAACUUGCUUGCUUUGCGUUAGUCAGAAGACGUUCUUUUUGCAAAAUUGGCAUUACUUUUUAGCUAUGUGCCUAUCCCAUUUGAAGAAUCGCGAUCCAAAGAUGUGUCGAGUUGCGUUAGAGGCUUUAUAUCGUUUACUAUGGGUUUACAUGAUACGAAUCAAGUGUGAGAGCAAUUCGGCUACGCAGAGCAGAUUGCAGAGCAUAGUGAAUUCCUUGUUUCCUAAGGGAUCAAAGGCGGUAGUGCCACGCGACACGCCACUGAACAUUUUUGUAAAGAUUAUCCAAUUUAUCGCGCAAGAGAGACUGGAUUUUGCGAUGCGCGAGAUAGUGUUUGACUUGCUGUCUGUCGGUCGACCAGUAAAGAUAAUUUUAACUCCCGAGCGCAUGAGUAUCGGACUCCGAGCGUUCCUCGUUGUAGCCGACAGCCUGCAGCAGAAGGAGGGAGAACCACCUAUGCCGCGCACUAUGGGUGUUUUACCAAGUGGCAAUACUAUGCGUGUUAAAAAGACAUAUUUGAAUAAGAUGCUAACGGAGGACACUGCACGAAGCAUAGGAAUGUCUUCAUAUUUCCCACAUGUGCGCCGAGUGUUUGUGGAUAUUCUACGCGCUUUAGACGUUCAUUAUGGCAGACCUCUCAUGAUGACAAGCACUCAGAACAUGAACAAGGAACCGGAUGAGAUGAUCACUGGUGAACGUAAGCCUCGAAUAGACCUCUUUCGAACUUGCGUUGCUGCCGUCCCACGACUAAUUCCUGAUGGAAUGACCGGUGCGGAAUUGGUCGACUUGUUGUCUCGUUUGACAGUACACAUGGACGAGGAACUGCGUGCGUUAGCAUAUCAAAGCUUACAGACUCUAGUAUUAGAUUUUCCCGAUUGGCGACAAGACGUUGUGCUUGGAUUUACGCAGUUUUUAGCUAGGGAUGUGCAAGAUACGUUUCCACAGCUCAUUGAUAAUGGUUUGAGAAUGUUAUUGCAAUUGCUGACCAGUUGGAAGAAUGCCCUGACGAGUCCUAGUAUAAGAGCUAAGGAACAAUCAGUGGAUACUACACGAGUGAAUAUACGAGUGGACGUUAACAUCAAGAAAUGCGAAACAGGCCAAAAAGUAGAACCUGUAUCAAACAUAUUUUAUCUGGUGGAGGGAUUUGCCUUGGUUAUGCUUUGCAAUUGUCGCCUUUAUCCUCGACGAUUGGCUGUUCACAUACUUCGGGAAGUUAAACUCUUAUUGAAGACUUUGGGAGGACCUGAAGAUGAUCAACCAGUUAUUGAUGUGGUUGAUGCUUGUUGUCCGAGCGUCUUAGAAAAAUGUUAUCCUAUGUUACCUCCAGCUGAGAAAGCAGCCGCCGCGUCUACGUCUAAUGUGGAUUUACAAUGGAUAGCUGAUAGAAGUAGUUGUGUUUGGACAGCUGGAUUUCAUGAUGAAAAUAGUAUUAAAAGUUCUUCCUCGCUUAAUUUAAAUGGAGCCGAUCCAUGGGCGAGUUGCUUAUUUGCUUUCUUAGAAAAGGACAGAGUACUUACGCUAUGUCCCAACGCCGUCGCUCAUUCUUGGCCUAUUGUCUUCACUCGUAUAAACUCUCUAUUCUCAGUAGUGGAUCCCACUCCAGUAAAUGACAACCGAGCCUCGUUAUUGCGAAGUUCGACGACGGUGAGGAAACCAGUGAACGAAAGAGAUGUUUACAUGCAUAUUUGGAAAAAUUAUCUGACUUUUGGAUACAGAGUUGUGCCACCGGUGCCAAAUCCAGUUGUUCGAUGCGCCAGUCCGGAUCUCAGUCUUAGUGGUCAGCAUACGGUGGAGUUUGGUGUGUUGUGCAUGAGUAAGGAGUUGAGUCAGAGCCUGGAGAAUCUCGGCGGGGCGCAGACCCUGCCGGGUCGGUUCUCUGUACCGUCCAUUUCCGGCAUCUACACCCGGCACAAGCGUACCAGCUCUUCGCCCGAUAGCUUAUCCGCAGAACGUGGCGACAACAAAUCGCCGGGCACAAACGCGAGUCCCGCAGCCUUGUACAAACUGACCGUACCUCUGCUGAGAUGUGAGGCCGUUGAUGUCAGAGAUGCCGCGGUGCAGGCGAUCGGAAAAGUAAACGCCGAUGCUCUAAAAGAUUUGAUGGAGGAGCUGGUACCUUACAUCCGGGAAGCGGUGGAUCGGAAACAGGAGAAUAUGAGACGGCGAAGAAGACGCGACGCUUUGAGACUGCAGCUAGUAAGAGUACUGGAAUUAAUCGCCGAGUAUGGAACGUUUGGUAUCUGUCCAGCUGUAUUAGAUCGCGAGACUCAAUCUUUACAUCCGACAUUCGUCGAGUACAUAGACGGUGCACGAAUUUAUCUGGAAAAUGAGACUGAUAAGGAAGCACCCGCUGUACGAGACAUCAAGUUACAUUUCUGCAACUUUAUCAGGAAAAUGAUCAAGAGUUUUUCACUGGAGAUCUGUUAUACUUUGUUAAAGAGGGAUUUAAGAAGAAAUCUAUUCAUGCUUUUUGCUAGUUGGGCUGGUGUUUAUGGUAGGCCGCUUACGAGCUCAUCGUCUAUGCAAGAGGAGGAAAAAUCUUGUACGGAAUUACAGCUCUCAGCCCUGCAAGCUAUGAGUGGAUUACUUUGUUGCGGAUCGUGUUUCAAUCCACAGUCACUUUCAGAAGAAGGUGCGAUUUUGUAUCAAUGGCUGGACUUAUUAUUGGCCAGUAAAGACGAAAAGAUUUAUACACUUGCACGCGAAACCGUUGUAUUACUGCUUGAAGGAAACCCUGAUAUUGGUACGCUUUUGGAUUGGGUGGUAGAUCGGUGUUACACUGGCGCACCGCAAGUGGCGGAUGGCUGUUUUCUCGCAUUGGCAACGAUUUUCAGCGCUAGGGAAUAUCCUUGCGACCAUUACACAAGUGUCAUCAAUGUGACAUUAAUGAAUACAGGAUGUCCCCGUGCUCCGGUCCACGACGCGGCGCUUCAGCUCCUUCAACUGUUGGAUCAACGCUUCUUUGGAAAUGUGGGUCCUCUUCCAGCUACGGAACUCGAAGCUGGACACAAUGAUCCUCUUGCAAGCUCUGCCGCUACCGUAACUUCUGGUCCUGGUCAACAAAGUAAUCCUGCAGGUGAGAUCUCUUCAGGCGGCACGAUUCGAGGUGGCACUUUGGACGUUCUUCUGUCGACUACUUAUUGCCGCAGCCAAAUGUACCUUUCGCGUCAACUGGCUCAAUUGCAUCCGGAACUCACGAUGCCGAUGUUUAGCGAAAUUACACAUCGAUUUCAAACAGCUCGCAGAGAAGUUCGGCAAUUAUUACUGCAAUAUUUGUUACCUUGGCUCCACAACAUGGAACUAGUCGAUCCUAAUGUACCUCCGCCGUCUAAUCCGUUGAGUUAUUAUCAGUAUUAUACGAGCGAUGUGACACGUGGAGGAACACGCAGGGAAGGCUGGGGUAGUGCAGAAGCGACGGAAAUGGUGCUCAAUAAUCUUUUCUACAUCACAGCAAAGUUCUCGGACGAACAUCCUAAAGAGACAGAAGAGCUUUGGGCGACUUUAUGUGGUUGUUGGCCAAACAAUCUCAAAGUCAUAAUUCGCUACCUGAUUAUUGUCUCGGGAAUGGCACCUCAGGAAUUGUUACCAUAUGCAAAACGCGUGGUACUGUAUCUAGCGCGUGCUCGUCCGGAUCGUCUUGUCGAUGAAAUGAUGACGGAAUUAGAAACGGUUGAGACCUUAAAUUGUUUGAUCGAGCGGACGGAAACGCCACCUUUCUACCGGCUUACCAGCAUGAGAAAAGCCUCGUCGCAUAGCGACGCGCCCGCCGCUGAUCCUGCCAAUCCUCCUCGUGAUCUCGGCGUUGAAAAGGGCACUAUUCAUACGAAAAGACAUUCUGGCGAGGAUCCUGUCAAAACUGGCUCGAAAUCCGAUACUGCGCUCCGAGCACUCGCGGGGUUUCAAACUCCAAGGACAGAAAAGACCAGGACUGCGAGUGGUCCACCAGUUCUUCCAGACGAUCUAUCAACUCCGACAACGGAAGCUGAGUUAACUACUGACGAAUCGUGUUACGCUACUCGUAACGGACCUGUUGGGGUGAACGGAAAGAUGCCGUGCGUCGACGAGAAGUUUGAUAUUCCUCAACCGCAUCCUUUACCGAUGCCGGAAUACGGUGGAUAUUUCGCUCCUCUAACUGAAUACCUGCCGGAUAGCUCUCAGCCGAUAACCGGAUUUCAUAGGUGCAACAUCGCUGUGAUGUUGCUUACUGAUGUGGUCAUCGAUGGGAUUCAGCUUGAUUGGGCUAUACACGUUCCCUUGAUGCUGCACAUAGUUUUUCUCGGUCUGGACCAUUCGAGACCGUUGGUGCGAGACCACUGUCGUUGCUUGUUGUUAAACUUGUUGGUCGUGCUCGGCGACCACCGUGAUCACCUCGGCGUGGCGCGCGUGUUGCUCGCUUCGAAGACAGAGCAAUUAGGAUUGGGGCUUGCCACUCCGACUCUGCCGGUGUUGGAGCACAAUUUCACGGAGAUGGAUCCGGAGUUCGACAGCUAUCUGUAUGGACCUCCCGCGAUAGCUGCACCGCCUACGACACCGCCACCGUCAUCUUCGCCACCUCCGCCUUCUUCACCGCCCCCGCCACCACCUCCUCCACCACCGCCCCCGCCACCACCUAUGCCCCCCGAUUCAUCAGCGUCUCCUCCGGCACCUCCGCCACCCCCACCGCCACCUCCUCCUCCACCGUUACCGUCUUCCUCGGUUGCGGACGGUACACCUACUCACUCGUCUUUGUCAAAUUCAACAUCAACUCCGCCAAUGUCAAUGAAUCACUCGAAUCAAUCUGCAAUGGAUGAUAGUAAGGAUUACGGAAAUUGUCAUUAUGAAUCAGCGGUGUGCAAUAGCUGGCCGGCCUCCAGUGGAACGGCGACAAACGCGGUACCACCUGUUAUUGUGACCCCAGAAGAUACGCAUAAUUGGACCGGUCCUCAGCCGGGUCCCAAUAUGCCGAUACAAGACGUUAUUAAGUCUUUGAUUAAUUUCUUAGCGUCUAGGACAAAUCAACCACUUUGGAAUUACGAGGAUAUGACUGCCAAAGUGUGGUGGGUGCGUAGUGCUGAGCAACUCACAAUAUUAUUACGGCACGUAUUACGUGUUUUUAGAGAUUCUUUGCCCCAUGCGUUAGUCAGUCAAAGAUGGGCGCAAACGGCGCUGCAAUUGGGUCUCUCCUGCUCGUCUAGACACUAUGCAGGGAGAUCUUUGCAAGUUUUUCGGGCGCUGCGUGUUCCCAUAACAUCCAGAAUGUUAUCUGAUAUCUUAUCUAGGCUAGUGGAGACAGUUGCCGAACAAGGCGAAGAUAUGCAGGGAUAUGUAACGGAAUUAUUGUUAACAUUGGAAGCGGCCGUCGAUUCGCUCGAGUCAGAUUUCAGGCCACUCGAUUUUAUGAAAGAGAUCUUCAAGUCCACGCCUAAUUUAAACAACAAGGAUCCUGUAUCGGGAAAUGUGAUCGGAGGGAAACGCAGUCCAGGAGGUGGAAAUGGUUAUCCAGCUGGUCCACACAUGUUUUCUCACCUGAAUCAAGGCGGACACACAAGGAGCACUAGUUAUUCAGUUACUUACUGUAUGAAGAGAUCUAGCGGUGGAAAUUCCGCGACUAGCGAUAUGAAAGAACUAGAAAACAGAACUGGCGGCAACAAGUAUCCUAACUCAAAUUUGUCUAGAUCAAGAUCGGCACAGUCCUUGAAAUUAUUGGGCGAUUCCGCCACGCAGGACGACAAGAUGACGAUAUUAGCACAAUUGUUCUGGUUAUCGGUAUCUCUGCUUGAAUCGGAUUAUGAGCACGAGUUCCUUUUGGCGCUGCGGCUACUCAGUCGCGUGCUACACAGAUUACCACUCGAUCGACCGGACGCCCGGGAUAAAGUUGAAAAACUGCAACAGCAAUUGCGAUGGACCUCGUUUCCCGGUGUACAUGCGCUACUAUUGAAAGGAUGCACCAGUCCGAAUACAUACGAACCAGUUGUUACACUGCUGUCACAAUUUACGCCUCUGCUAGAUCUGCCAGUGGUCGAUCCCACGCAAAGCCUCGCAUUUCCAAUGAACGUUGUUUCAUUGCUGCCUUACAUGCUAUUGAAUUAUGAAGAUGCAAACGAACUUUGUAUUAGAAGUGCUGAAAACAUUGCGCAAGUGAGCGCAGAAAAGGGGAAAAAAUUGGAGAACCUUGGUACAGUCAUGACAUUGUACAGCCGACGUACUUUCAGCAAGGAAAGCUUUCAAUGGACUAAAUGUGUAGUGAAAUAUCUUUAUGAUUCCUAUGCUCAUCUUAGUUUCAAUAUGCUUGCUUUCCUUGUGGAAGUACUGGAAAAAGGUCCGAGUAGCGUAGCGUUGCCAGUACUCAGUAUUAUACAUUGCAUGUUGCAUUAUGUGGACUUGGCGUCUCCAGCCGCGCAACCGAUCAAUACUGAACUGUUAAGAGUGAUCUCUAAAUAUGUCGAGGGUACUCAGUGGAAAGAAGCACUGAAAAUUUUGAAGCUUGUAGUGACAAGAUCGUCGACACUCGUAGCGCCGCCAACUUCGAUGCAUGGUUCAUCCUGGGACUCUUCGCUAUCAUCACCACAUCCUAGUUUCACCGACACAGAAAUAUUUACCAAGAAAGAACUACCGGGAAGAACAAUGGAUUUCACAUUUGAUCUGUCUCAAACACCAGUAAUUGGUCGGCGUUGGUUGAUACGUCAAGGUACUGAAGAAAAACUGAUCAGUUCUCCACGUUGCUCGUUAUCUUUAUCGCCUGCUGAUAAUAGUGCCAUUGCCGGAUGGAAGAGGCCGUGGAUGUCGCAGGGCCGUGUCAGAGAGUGCUUGGUGAAUCUGUUGACAACAUGUGGACAAAGAGUUGGUUUACCAAAGAGCCCAUCGGUUAUAUUCAGCCAAAGUUCGGACUUGAUGGAAAGACAAUCAUCCAUGGCUUCUUCAACGGAAGAAGUUUCUGGUGCAAAUAACGAUUUAAGCGGAGGAUCUAGACGAGACGACGAGCAGUUUGGCGUAUUUAAAGACUUCGAUUUCCUUGAAUAUGAAAGCGAAAGUGUCGAGGGUGAAAGUACAGACAACUUUAACUGGGGAGUUCGACGCCGUCCUCUUAGUGAAGGAGAAGAACGAGAACCUAGUUUGCGACAGUUCGAGGAAAGUUUAAGCGAAAAGACGCCAUCAUCCAGCAAACACACAACACGACGUGGUGUCACCGAAGAAUCAUCGGACGAUGAGGCAGGAUCAGAAUCACCCUUGGAUGAAGUACCAGGAGGAUCCGGAACGGGACAGGAAGCAAACAGCAUCCCAGGAAUGUUCCCACCGUCUUCUCUUUCAUUGAUACCUAGUCGAACGCGUCAUGACUCUUCCACAAGGUCUGACACAUCCGGGUCAAGUGCAGGAGAUCUUGGAGACGUGACACCCUGCAACGCAUCACCCAAUCUGUCUGCGUUGAUGCCCUUCCGACAGGUCGUACGAGACGAUGCUGAGGAAAUCUGGAGACAGCAAAUUCAAAGUCUUAUCUCACAAGCUCCGUACAAUACUUUGAGUUUCUUCCAAUUACUAAGCAAGAUCUUGAGAGAUGUGAGUAGUAAAUCUGUCGGGCUUACACGGGAGGCAAGUGCCUUGCUUUGUAACGGUAGCUCGGCCUCAGCUCAUUUAGGUUGCCAUUUAUCUGCCCAUGCUGAGCUACUUAGUUCAAAAGCUGAGCCACCUCUGGUGUGGUUCUCGGUGGCGAUAUUUGCGAAUCAGCGGUUAAACGAAACACUGCGCUUUGGAAUGUUGGAGGUACAAGAACAUUUGGAAACAUUUUUAGACAGGAAGGAUCAUGCUACGGAAUGUUUGGAGGCAGCUAAAGCAACCGCCAAACUUCAGGCGUUAGGCGGCAGUCACACCACGGAAGCAGGCGUCGAAGAAAUGCUGUUGGACCUAGGCAGAGCGCUCUACAAGUUGCAUUUUCAAUUACUUUUAUUAAUUGAAGCAUCGAACAAAAUGCUAGGGGCGCUAAUGAAUGCCGCUAGAAACGUACAAAUUCCUUUGCAAGAUCUGUCCGUUGAAAUCGCUAAUAUGAAAAUAGCAUUAAGUAGAGCGCUCGAAGAAAGUACUGAGAGUGAACGAGGGACACCUACUCCGACACCCAGUCCUAGUCCUCUGCCUGGCUCUGGAGCUGUGGAAGAAGUCGCUAGAGUUGCCGAACUUCUGAGAAAUGCACGAUGGUGUCCGGCGCUUGAAGCUGUGAGACUGCACAGAGCACAAUGGCCUGGAGAUCCUUUUCAUGAUGACGAUGACGUAACGACUGCCGUUAAUAUGUAUUGCAAAUACAUAGGUCAAGAUAGAUCGGAUAUAUUCGUAGUAACGAGAAAGGACGAUGAGAUGUCAGAAAUAUUUGGCAGACUUAUGGAAAGUUUGUUUGAAGUACUGGCGGCCGUGACAGGAUUAGAAGCGUCUGCGAAGGCCGCGCGUAAUCAGCACGACUCUAAUCACGCGAAAAACGAUUGUUAAUAUAAGCUUUAAACACAUAUAGUAUUACAAACCGUUCUCGUAUAGAUUUAAGUCGACGCAUAUAUAUAUAUAUAUAUAUUUAAUUGUCGUACGUGUGUAGAAAUCUUGUAUACGAUGGUAGGUAAAUGUAUGUAUAUACCUAUAUCACGAAAAGAUUCUUAGACCCGUUAUUUUGUUGUUUUUUUAAUGCAAAGAACGUAAUCGAUUGUAAAUUUGGUGAAAUAAAUUAUCGAAAAUCUCGAAAAUGA